Molecule: messenger RNA, 985 nt
Organism: Bradysia coprophila
Lineage: Eukaryota; Metazoa; Arthropoda; Insecta; Diptera; Sciaridae
Product: protein GUCD1
Source: RefSeq, a predicted model, not a curated record
ACACUGAACAUCAAUGUUAACAACAACAAAGCACACACAACGAUGCACUAGAAGCUUUUUAUCAUUACAAUUUCAUCAAUAAACCGAUUACAAAAAACUGAUAACAUUUCCAUUGAAUCGUGUAACACAGGUUGAAAUGUGACUAAUCGCGAUAUUCUUGUCAUCGCACACAAUCUCUGUUCCUAACUGAACCAACAUGUCAAAUGAACAAAACACUCUUCCACCGUUUAUCGAACAUGUCCUCGUACAUUACACGCAAAAUUCGACAUGGGACUGCGGAUUAUCUUGCAUCAUUAUGGUACUGAAAGACAACGAACGCAUCCAAUUCCUAUGCAAUUUUUCAGCAAUUUGCAGCGAGGAGCGAAUCGAAAGAAGCACCUGGAGCAUCGACCUGUGCUACAUUCUGCGAAGAUUCAAUGUUCGUCACAGAUAUUUGACACAAAUGAUUGGAAUUAAUCCGAAUCACGAGCGCAACGAUUACUAUGACAAAAUUCUGAACAAAGAUUCCGAACGGGUUCUGGAUAAAUUCGAUCGGGCUAAGGCCAUGGGUAUCGUGAUUGAGCAAAAGACGGCGAACAAUCGUUUGCUUAUCGAUCAUUUGGCGAAUCAUGGACCAAUCAUUUUGCUGAUUAAUUCUGGACUGUUGAAUUGCGAUUCGUGUAAAACGAAUCGACUGUCCAACGAACUAAGGACAUGCUUUCCAUUUCCAUAUGCUCCAGCCUAUACCGGACAUUACAUCGUUUUGUGUGGUUACAAUUUACAUUCGCGAAAGUUUCUUUAUCGGAAUCCCAUCAUGAAAGAUCAUGUUUGCAUGAUGUCUUUUGACAAGAUGACUGAUGCCCGUAUAGCUGAUGGUACGGAUGAAGAUAUUUUAUUAAUUUUCAAUGACUAAGCGACACCGUGACAUUUUGUUUAAAAUUCCAUUUGUAUUUAAGUGAAGGCCGUUUUUUUUGGUUUUUGUACGAACUUUGUUUCUAUUUUAUUA